GGCCGGCGGCACGGAGCCGAGACGGCGGCCCCCGGGGCGAGGAGGAGCGGGUCGGGACCCCGCUCGGUGCCCGCGCCUGGGCCGGGCUCGGGGCUGACCGACAGCAGCUCGGAGGUGUCGGACUGCAGCGGCUCGGAGGAGGCGAAGCUGCUGUCGCUGGAGCUGGGGCUGAGCGGCAGCGAUGGCGAGUCCCCGGGCAGCGCCCCGCCGCCGCCGCCCUCGGCCGGAGAGGCGUCGCCGCUGCCCGAGGAGCCCUCGGCCGCCUCCGUGGCCAGCAGCCGCCUGCAGCUCAGCACCUCGCUCGCCUUCUCCGACCUCACCGAGGAGCUGCUGGACGCCGGCACCGACGGGCUGCUCCGCGAGCUGGAGGACUUGCGCUCCGAGAACGACUAUCUCAAGGACGAGAUCGAGGAGCUGCGCGCCGAGAUGCUGGAGAUGCGGGAUGUCUACAUGGAGGAGGACGUGUACCAGCUGCAGGAGCUGAGGCAGCAGCUGGACCAGGCCAGCAAGACGUGCCGCAUCCUGCAGUACCGGCUGCGCAAGGCCGAGCGCCGCAGCCUGCGCGUGGCACAGACCGGCCAGGUGGACGGCGAGCUCAUCCACAGCCUCGAGCAGGACGUCAAGGUGGCCAAGGACGUCUCUGUGCGGCUCCACAAUGAGCUGGAGGUGGUGGAAAAGAAGAGGAUCAGGCUGGAGGAGGAGAACGAGGAGCUGCGCCAGCGGCUCAUCGAGACCGAGCUGGCCAAGCAGGUGGUGCAGAACGAGAUGGACAAGCUCAGAGAGAACUCCCUGAAGAAGCGGGGGUCUCGCUCCUUGGGCAAGACUGAGAAGAAGCCAUCAGUGCAGGAGGACAGCGCAGACCUGAAGUGCCAGCUGCAUUUUGCCAAGGAGGAGUCAGCCCUGAUGUGCAAGAAGCUGACCAAGCUGGCCAAGGAGAACGACGGCAUGAAGGAGGAGCUGCUGAAGUACAGGUCCCUGUAUGGGGACCUCGACAGCUCCCUCUCCGUGGAGGAGCUGGCUGACUCUCCCCACUCCCGGGAGGCCGAGCUGAAGGUCCACCUCAAGCUGGUGGAGGAGGAAGCCAACAUCCUCAGCCGGAGGAUAGUGGAGCUGGAGGUGGAAAACCGCGGGCUGCGGGCGGAGAUGGAUGACAUGAAGGGCCAGGGGGACAGGGAGCUGCCGGGGCAGGACGCGCGGUUCCUGGUGGGCGUCUCCGGCUGCGGGGACGCAGGGGACACGGUGGCCGAGCUGCGGCGGCACUUGCAGUUCGUGGAGGAGGAGGCCGAGCUGCUGAGGCGCUCGCUGCUGGAGCUGGAGGACCAGAACAAGCUGCUCCUGAACGAGCUGACCAAGUACAAGUCGGACCACGAGCUGGACGUGACGCUGUCGGAGGACAGCUGCUCGGUGGUCAGCGAGCCCUCGCAGGAGGAGCUGGCCACAGCCAAGGUGCAGAUCAGUGAGCUCAGUGGCAAGGUGAAGAAGCUGCAGUACGAGAACAGGGUGCUGCUCUCCAACCUGCAGCGCUGUGACCUGGCCUCCUGCCAGAGCACCCGGCCCAUGCUGGAGACCGACGCCGAGGCCGGCGACUCGGCACAGUGCGUCCCCACCGCCGGCUGGAGGGACGGCGCGGGCGGCAGCGAGGCCGACGAGCAGGACAGGGGGCUGGGCACUGGGAAGGUGCCCGAUGGCCCUGCCAAACUGCUCAAGCCCAAGGACCUGGAGACCUUGCUGGGCAUCCGGGACCAGGCGACGCUGGUCAGUAAAGCGAUCGAUGUCUUGAUUUCGGAUGCCAACGGCUUCACCUCGGGGCUGAAGGCUUGCUUGGACAACGAGUGUGCGGGGGUGCUGCUGGGCGAGGCAGUGGGCAGCGGUGGUGACAGCCCCAGCGAUGCCAAGCUGAUGAAUGUGCUGCUGAUGAGGCUGGGCGUGCUCCAGCAGGACCUGGGCUGCUUCGUGAGGAAGGUGGACCACCUCACCGGUGGCUUCAAGGAGCACACGGACUCGUUCUCCUUCUCCAGCCCCAGCAGCCAUGAUGUCACCAAAGAGCACGCCUCUGACUUCCAGCAGCCUGAUUUUAGGGACGCCGACCCUUUCCGCAUCCCCCACGCCAAGGACACGGACCCCGCCCAUGCCCGGAGCUACAAACCCUGCCGGGCUGAGGAGAACGACUCCUAUGCCACCGAGAUGAAGGAGCUGCAGCUGGUGCUGUCUGAGGCCAACGAGAGCCUGCGGGGGCUGCAGGAGCAGCUCUCACAGGAGAGGCAGCUGAGGAAGGAUGAGGUGGACAACUUCUCACAGAAGAUCUGCCAGCUGAAGGAGGACCACCAGAAAGCACUGCUGCGACGGGAGUUUGAGCUGCAGAGCCUCAACCUGCAGAGGCGGCUGGAGCAGAAGUUCUGGAGCCAGGAAAAGAACCUGCUGGUGCAGGAGUCACAGCAGUUCAGGCAGAGCUUCCUCCUGCUCUUCAUGAAGCUCAAGUGGUUCCUCAAGCGCUGGCGCCAGGGCAAGAUGGUGCACAGUGAGGGCGAGGACUUUUUGGAGGUGAACAGCAUGAAGGAGCUGUACCUGCUGCUGGAAGAGGAGGAGCUAUCCCCGCAGCAACAGGCAGACAACAAGAUGUGUGCUGGGGACACCUGGACCCCCAACACGCCCAACGAGUGCAUCAAGACUCUGGCAGACAUGAAGGUGACCCUGAAGGAGCUGUGCACGGAGCUGCGGGAGGAGCGGCGCGGUGCCAGCGAGCUGCAGCAGCAGUUCACCAAGGCCAAGGCUGCCUGGGAGAUGGAGCGUGCUGAGCUCAAGUGCCACAUCGCCCAGCUGGAGUCAAAGGCAGGCAAAGGGAUUGCAGAGCGUGCACUGCCAGACUGGAAGGUGGCACUGAAGAGGGAGCGUGAGGAGCACCAGCAUCUCCUGGCCGAGUCCUACAGCGCUGUCAUGGACCUCACCAAGCAGCUGCAGAUCAGCGAGAAGAACUGGAACCAGGAGAAGGUGGAGCUGCUGGCUCGCUUCAAGGAGGAGCAGCAGCAGGCAGAGCAGCAAGCAAAGGACCUGCAGAACAAACUCAACCAGUUGCAGAAAGGAUCCAAUCCAUGGGCAUUGAAGCACUCUGAAAUGGAGAAGCACGGCAGCAACUGGAAAGAGGCUCUCAAUGAGAAAAUCACAGACAAGGAGACAAUCUCUGAAGCAGAAGCCAAGGGAACCAACCUCAAAAGGACCAAGUCUGUUUCCUCCAUGUCAGAGUUUGAAAGCUUGCUCGACUGUUCUCCCUACCUCUCUGGAAAGACCGUGCCAGGGCUGGGUGACCAUGCCCGGUGCAAAAAGUCAUCCUCAACCACCCAGAUGCUGCCCAACGGGAUCCGGGACAGCACCAGCCUCCCUCCCUCCAACUGUACAUAUGUGAAUAUCGAACAACCUGCCCCUGACAGCCUGGCCAAGGAGAAGCUGGGCAUCUCCUCCUGGGACUACUCAAGGGCAAACAGCCUCUCCGGGCACUACCCAGCUCAGAAACAAAUCCAGAGGAGCUACACGGCACCCGACAAGACAGGGAUCCGCAUCUACUACAGCCCGCCGGUGGUGCGGCGGCUGGAGGCGCCUCUGGUGCACAACAAGGAGGGCAAGAUCAUGAUCGAGCCUGGAUUCUUGUUCACCAUGGCCAAGCCCAAGGAGCCAGAGGAGUCGGCCAGCGCCGAGGGCACCUACAGCCAAUGGCUGUGCAACUUCUCCAAGCAGCAGCAGGAGCUGCUGGACGGCGGCGCCGGGGAGAGCGCGGUGCCGCCGGUGCCGCGCUUCCCCCCCUCGCUGCACGACCUGGAGAUCUCCGGCAACAUGAGCGAUGACAUGAAGGAGAUCACCAACUGCGUGCGCCAGGCCAUCCGCUCCAGCUCGCUCGAGAGGAAGGUGAAAAGCACCUCCAGCCAGACAGUGGGGCUGGCCCACGUGGGCACACAGACCAUCCAGACGGUGAGCGUGGGCCUCCAGACCGACCUGCCUCGUGGUGCUGGCAUGCACGGCAAGAGCUGGUCCCCGCGCAGCUCCUCCCUCGUGUCCGUGCGCAGCAAGCAGAUCUCCUCCUCCCUGGAUAAGGUCCACUCCAGGAUCGAGCGGCCAUGCUGCUCCCCAAAAUACGGCUCUCCAAAGCUCCAGAGGAGGUCUUCCUCCAAGCUGGAUGCCUCCAAGGACAGGAGCCUGUGGAACUUGCACCAGAGCAAGCAGAACGGCUCUGCCUGGGCCCGCUCCACCACCACCCGCGACAGCCCCGUCCUCAGCAACAUCAACGAUGGCCUGUCCAGCCUAUUCAGCGUGGUGGAGCACGCGGGCAGCACCGAGUCCAUCUGGAAGCCGGGCUGCCCUGAGAGCAGCCGGGCCAAGCCCGAAGCACCCAAGUACGGCCUCGUGCAGGAGUUCUUCAGGAACGUCUGCGGGCGGGCGCAGAGCCCCACUGCCCCCCAGGAGAAGAAGGAGGCCACUGGGGAGGAGAGCAAGAGAGCCGAGCACCCCAGCCCCGCCACCCACCACGAAAACAUGUCCCGUGUCUUGAACAAGAAGGUCCUCAAGCAGGGCAGCUGCGAGGACCCCAAGCCCUCGUCCCCUGGCCAGGGCAGUAAGGACGCAGCCCUGCGGGACCCCGACCUCAUCUCGGCUAUAGCCAGCGAGGACACGGCGUGUGACUGCAGCUCCCAGUCCCUCACCUCCUGCUUUGCCCGGCCGUCCCGCUCCGCGGUCCGCCACUCCCCCUCCAAGUGCAAACUGCACCCCGCGGACCCCCCCAGGGCGGAGGAGAAGCCGGGGGCCUCGAGUGAGUGAGGACGGGGGGCCGGGGGACGCAGAGUGCCUGCCAUCCACUGUCCUGCCGGAAGAGCGCCCGCGCUGAGCCCGCGGGGGCCCCUCUCGGAGGCGGCGCGGGCUCAUCUGUCUCCUAAACGUCCCCUCGGCCCCGGGGACGCUUACGAAGCAGAUGCGGAGCCGGAGGCUGCCGGUAGCCCCGGGGUGCGCCGACACCCUGGCAGGGUGGCUGCAUCACCUCCUGCCUGCGCAGAGACGGCACCGGGGGGUCCUGGCGGUGCCACCGCGCCGGGAGUGUCAGCUGAGAGCCUGCUGAGCCGAGGGCUGAGAAAGAGAGAGCAGCCAGGGAAGGCUGCUGGUGUCGAUAGGGAGGGCUGGGCCGUAGUAGGGAAGCACCGGCCGAGGGGUGAUGCUGCACCCACCCCGCGGAUGGAGGGUGCGGGCUCCGGCUGCUGCCGGCGCUGCCUGGGCUCCAGCAUCCUGCCCGCAUCCCGGGCCGAUUGCCCGAUUGCCGCGCGGUUGCAUCAGCCGCGGGCUGAGUGUGCUUCCCCGGCAGGAAGGAGGAGGGAGGCUCCCUGUGGUCACCCGGGCUGGGCUGGCUGGGGGCCCUCCUCGGCCACCCUUCUGCUCUUGGGGUGCUGCUGAGGCCCUUGGCUGCUGGGAGGGGUCCGGGUGGUCCCCGGGCUCCUCCAGCUGCAAAGCUGGGGUCGCUGGGUGCACAGUGUGGGGAGAGGUGGCCUGUGCCUCUGUGUGUGUGUGUGCACAUCCCCUGCUCCCAAGGGGUUGUGGUGCCCCUGCCUUGCACCCACCUCCCUGCUUGGGGCCACUUGUAGUUAUUUCUUCUCCAAGUGCUGAAUAUACAUAUUUCUCUUUUUCUUUUUUUUUUUUCUUUUCCUCUUUUUUUUUUUUUUUUUUUGUUUUGUUUUGUUUUGUUUCUCCACUUCUGGCCCUGCCCAACUCCGGACAGCCUGCAAUGUAAAACCAAGUGCAUUUUAAAAAUACCGAAAUGAGCUACUUUGGAGAGGCACCAAUUGGAUUAAGAGAUUGUGGUUUGGGAGGCUGCAGCGUGGCCCGUGGUCUGCGCCGCACAUCCCUCUGUCACCACCAGAAAAAGCCUUACCCAGGGAGGGAGGGGGCAGCAGCCACAGCCCCCACAGCACUGCAGAGCUCCUGGGGCUGGGGGACUGCGACCCAGUUCCACACAGAGCAGCCUUGGUGCCCCUGUGCAGCUCCGGGAGAGAACAGAGAUUUCUGAGGCAGCUGCCUGACCUAUUUUCCAGCCGCCUGCCAGGGGCCAGGCGGGGAUUCACCCAGAUGGAGCUGCCUGCAGGUGCCUGGGGCUCAACGCAUUGCUCUGGGGCUGUGUGCCUUGUUCUGGGCACUCUGUGCACAGCUCCAAGGGCUCUGCAUUGCUCCAGGGUCUCCAUCCACUGCUCUGAGGGCUCUGCAUUGCUCUGGGGCUCUGUACAGUGCUCCAGGGGCUCCGUACACUGUUCCACAGGCUCUGUGCGUUGCUCCAGGAGCUCUGUACGCUGCUUCCAGGGCCUUUGCACAUUGUCAUCUCGCAGUUUCUCUUAAGAACUGCUGGUGCUGCCGAGGCUGCUGCCCUCUCCUGUCCGGCCACUCGCUGCCCGCAGCAGCUGCUGCAUCACUGCCACGUCGCAGCCUCCGUCAGCAUCUCCGCGACAGCCGCUCACUGCCGGUGUCCCCGGACACACCAGCAUCAGCCAGGGCCCAGCAGGCCCACUACCCAUGGCCUUUUGCUCCUGCAGCACCCGGCCAGCCCCCGGGGGACCCUCGUCACCCAGCUGGGUGCUGCCCACCCUCACCAGCAGCCAGGGCCAGGCUGUGUCCCUGCCUGCCACAGAGGAGUUGGGUCCAGCACUGCCACGGGCAAUCUCCUGCUGUACAUAGAUAUUUUCGGGGUGGUUUUUAGCAUUUUCAUGGAUAAUCGGGGUUUUGGUUUGGUUUGUUUUUUUUAAAAGACUCUCUACUUUUUGGAAUGUGGUUUCUCAUUUUUAAAACUGCCUUUUAAUUAUUUGUAAUAUUGGUCAGUUCUGUCUUACUCUGUAAAUAGCGGUGCUGGGCAUUUCCCAGAGGGGGUGAGAUGAGGCCGGCAAGGAAUUUGUGGGGAAAAUUUGCUUAAGGUGUGGAGGUGACUGAUUCUGCUUCAGCUCCUCCAUGGAUUCUGCCCCUGUCCACAUGCCAGUGCCCAGCCUGGGGUGAAACCUGAGGUGUUUUGGGUAAAGCCGUUUGCCCCUGCCCUGUCCUCCUGCUUCCUCUCACCAGCCCAUGCCAAGGUCGCAUGAAGGGCACCUCCUGCCCCGAUGACAGGCUCUCUGCCCACCCCAUCCUGCACCCCUGUGUCAUGCCUGCUUGUUGUGUGAUGAAUAAAGGCCCUGCAACCCCUCA
Molecule: messenger RNA, 7194 nt
Organism: Haemorhous mexicanus (house finch)
Lineage: Eukaryota; Metazoa; Chordata; Aves; Passeriformes; Fringillidae
Gene: MTCL2
Product: microtubule crosslinking factor 2
Exons: 15
Coding region: 427-4803 (1458 amino acids)
Biological process (GO): regulation of autophagy; insulin receptor signaling pathway
Source: RefSeq, a predicted model, not a curated record